AUGGCGAGAGAAAAUAAAAUGAAAGUCGAGGCGUGGCGAACGCGACGGGCGGAGAAAGAGGCGAGGACGAGAGAGACGGCGGAGAAAGAGGCGCGUCGAGCGGCGGCGGUGCGUCGAUCGGUGUUCGAGGAGGGGCGAGAGGCGCGGGAGGCGCGAGCGCGAGCGCGGGCGAACGAGCGAGCGGAGCGGGCGGAGAAAGAGGCGCGCGCGACGACGAGUGGACGUUCGAACGAGGCCAUGUUGACGUACUUCCGAGCUCGAGACGCGAUGGAUGUGCGGCGUCGGACGGAGGAGAUCGAAAGGGCGCGGGGUGAGGAGGAACGACUGGCGCGCGAGUUGCGUUUGCGCGCGGCGACGUCCAGAAAAGCGCCCGUGGUGCCGAGGAGCGUCGAGCGCGCGGCGAGCGCGACGGAGGCGUGGCUACGGAGACGCGCGGCGACGAUGGAUGAUCACUUUAGGGUGAUGGAAGACGAUUUGGACGUUUUCGAACGGGCGAAUCGAUUGGGAUGGAUCCUGAACGCGCGCGAGCAUCGGCGCGCGACGCCUAGGUGGCGAACGAUUGAGCCGGGCGUCGCUCUGCGCGAGUACUGA
Ostreococcus tauri is the source of this 591-nucleotide messenger RNA. Its product is annotated as unnamed product. The transcript has a single exon. NCBI's taxonomy places the organism in Eukaryota, Viridiplantae, Chlorophyta, Mamiellophyceae, Mamiellales, Bathycoccaceae. The record is from RefSeq and is a predicted model, not a curated record. The coding region runs from base 1 to 591 and encodes 196 amino acids.